This is a messenger RNA of [Candida] anglica, 1395 nucleotides long. Lineage: Eukaryota; Fungi; Ascomycota; Pichiomycetes; Serinales; Debaryomycetaceae. The record is from the annotation of a GenBank genome assembly.
AUGGCCAAUAAGAGAAGGGCCAAAAAGAUACAGGCACCAUACCGAAGGUAUGUGUAUCGCCUGAACUUCACAGAAGCCAAUAGUAGUGAUGAAGAAGAAGAGGAAGAUGUAUUAGAGAAUGAUGUGGCCAAGAAGGAUGUGUAUGGGACCACGUUGCAGAAUUUCAAGGCAAAUUCACACAUUAUCUCCACGUAUGUGUUAACAAACAGGUUUGUUUUCAAGGGGAAUAUAUGGCCAAGAUCACAAUUUGAAAAGAUUGAUGUGUUGCAAUGUGCCCUAACAAAUCAAAAUAAGAACUUUGAAGAGAAUAUGGAGAGAGCCAAGUUUGAGCUAGAGAAUGAACUGAAACUUAUGAAACUUCCAGUGGAAAUAAUCGUAAAGAUCUUGGAGAUUUUAGAUGCACGAGGGAAAUUGAAACCAAAGUUUUUAAGAGUUUGUAAACUUUUUUACCUUAUAGCCUUCCCCAUGAUAUACCGUCGUCCGCAUCUAAAGGCUACAAACUUCUUUCUGUUUGUAGAGACCAUGUCACUGAACAAAAAGUCUGGAGAAUAUGUGCAAGAACUCGAUCUCUCCAGUGUCAUUCAAAGUGGCAAAAAUGCCUUUGUACUGAAAUUAUUGAAACGUUCGAAAAAGCAAUUAAGGGUAUUUGUUGCCCCACAAACCAGUUUCGGUCUUGCACCAUUACUUUCACUUAAAAAUUGUCAUCAAUUACGAAUCCUUGACCUUCGACUUGUUUCUGAAACUUUAGAUCUUCGUGAACUUUUCAACUCCAUCGAAGCACUUCAAAACCUUACCCAUCUUUCCUUUCCACGAUCAUCUGUGGCCAUUAAUAACUUCAAUAAUGUCAACUGGCCUCCACAACUAUCCUUUCUAAGAUUAUCAGGAGGAAUCUCCGACGAUUUCUUACUUGAAACUAAAUUCCCCUCCACCAUUACCCAACUUGAAUUUUCUCAUUGUCCAGCCAUAAAGGAAUUCGGAUUCCAACAACUUAUACGGAAAAUGGGGAAAACCCUCAAGACACUUAAAGUACAAUACCCAAUGCCUGGACUUCGGGAAAAAUCCCUUGACCCUGUAUUCUAUUAUUGCCCAAAUCUACUUGUUCUAGAAGUAGCUGUAGAUUACGUAUCGAGUUCCUUUUUCGACGAAGAGAACUUAGGAUACAUGGAAUACCCUCGCCCGUUGAAAACAAUGUAUCUCGAGAGUAGUGGGAUGUUGGGGACUUCCACUAGACUUGACCCUAUUGAUCUAGCCGUUGCCUUGAACGAUGAACGUCUUCCAAAUUUGAAAAAUAUCCGUUGUACUGCCAAAUUGGGCUGGGACCCAAAGUCAGAGUACGUCGACUUCAUCGUAAACGCCCUAGAUGAACGAGGAGGAGGUAUUUAUAUCGGUUACUAA